Molecule: messenger RNA, 1511 nt
Organism: Eremomyces bilateralis CBS 781.70
Lineage: Eukaryota; Fungi; Ascomycota; Dothideomycetes; Eremomycetales; Eremomycetaceae
Exons: 2
Coding region: 236-1393 (385 amino acids)
Biological process (GO): DNA replication
Cellular component (GO): nuclear origin of replication recognition complex
Molecular function (GO): DNA binding
Source: RefSeq, a predicted model, not a curated record
CCUUUAAUCAUGACAGUUGAAUGCAUCUCUCUUGCCGGAAGAAAUGUAAUUUCCAAUCUCACUGGCGGAGACGCGUGCAGGGCUGCCCCUGAAGUGCGAAGCGCCAGGCUUAACCCGCGUCCUGCCACGCGUAUCUCAACGACAUCUCUAGCAACCACGCGAAUCACCAAAUGCAGUAUUAACUGUAUUAUCACGAUCUCAAAAUUCCAUCCUCCCUCCAACUAGCCGCCGAAAAAUGAAUCGACCCGUCGAGCAGGCUCUAACCAGCCUACUCCCCUCAUUAACUGGCCCCCCACCCCCUGACCUCGUCUCCCUGGCCCAUUCCCUCCUCGCCCAAUCCCGAAGCAAAGCCAGCACCCUCAAAUCCGAGGAAGAAAUCGCGCGCACCUACGCCUGCGCGCACCUCGCCUGCGAGAAGCUCAAACAGCGGUUGAACCUACCGAAGAUCGAGGCCCGGCCGCCGUGUGGGCCAAGGGUGUAUAAAAAGGUGUUUAAUUAUUUGUCAACGGCGCUGGCGAGCGUGAGGGGGGGGCAAGAAGUAGUUACAGGGACGCAGAAAGAGUUGCGUUCGAGGAAUCCUAAGGCACUUGAGAGUAGUCCUACAGCCACGCGGUCACGACUGGCGAUCCACAGCGCUUCGAAAGCAAAAGUUUCAUCGUCGUCAGUGACGCCCCGGAAACGCUCGUUGUUAGCCUCCAACGAUGCGGUGAAGGAUAUCCCACAAUGGGCCUUGCCUAUGGUACGACGGCUCUGCGGCGCCUUUCACCUCGCCGAAGCGGCUCCGCACGUGUUCGCCGGUCUGGAAUCCAUCCUAUCAUCAACGUCGCGAGCAGAGACGCCGAAUCGACGGCGCUCUCGCCGACUCCAGGAUGAUGAAGGCGAAUCGCAAAGCAUCGGCGCCGACGCGAUCCCGGCGCUGAUCAUUGCGAUCCUGCUCUACGCCGUCACGAAAAUCACGGGGGAGACGAUAUCAGGGAAGGUGUAUCUUAAGAAGCGGGCUCAGGCUGUCACUGUCGCUAGCCAAUCGGCGGGGACGUCGACCAUGUCAGAAGCAGAGAUGAAUGCUGAAAUUGAUGGGUUCCUUCGUCGAGCGCAGUCGGAGGGUUGGUUGGACAUGGAGUGGUAUCAGAACAUCGACGAGCCGGAGGACGUGGACGAGCUAGAUGCGUUGAUGCAAGCGGACGAAGAUGGACCAACCGACGGUACACUUUCUACAUCCGCCAAUGGUGCUACUUCAACAGGGCCCUCGGUUGGUUCCAUCCUUUCCAUGCAUGACGCAGUCGACUGGGUCGGCGAGGAGAGAAAGCACGAGUAUAGGCAGUGGGAGCGAGGGAUCAUGGAUCGCAUUGCAAAAAUCGAGCGAGAAGAGAAGGUAAAGGUCAACAACGGAUGAAGAUUAGGACCCGAUCGCCGCACCAGGGACGGAACCGGUGCGAGCAGGCGUCUCAAUACCAGAUACUUCGGGUGCGAUGAUGCGGAAUGUCUAGACUGUCGGACGCCUCCAGCUCCUU